GUUCUCUUCAUGUCCCAGGCUUAUCUAGUCUAUGCUCCAUCGGACCUCAUCCUCUCCGAGCCUCUGGGGGUGUCGGAGGUCGCCAAAGAGAACCCAGAGAGGCUCAAAAGUGCCAUCAACCAGCCUCCAGACUGGAUUCCAGUCUUCGAGUCUGAUGAUCGCCUGAAGCACCAGAAGAUCAUCUGCAGCUACCUCUUGCUUGCCAUGGCCCUGCUCUUCGCUGCGGAGUUUCUCCAGACGGUUUUUCUUUGGCGAAGGGCGCGGAAGCCGCCGGAGGAGGCGCUGAGACCGCGAUGGCCGACGAAAUGGAGCCUGGAAGCUUUGAAGUUCUAUGUGGAGGAUUGGCUGAAAUACAAGGCUUAUCUUACGAGGCCAGGAACCGAGCUCUAUUGGCUUCAGGUAAAUGUCCUCCAUGCCUUUGAAGUGACACUCCAGUUUCUGCAGCUAUGCACAUAUGGUGGCUUCGAUGUCUACAACCUGAAGGACAUCCCGGCCAUGGAUGAUCGCAUUGUGCUGUUCCAGGCGUGCCUCGUUUGUAGUGACUUGUGGCUCAUCUCGAUCAACACCUUCUUCGGCCUGCUUCGUUGCCAAGUUGUCUCGGAGGUGAUGGUUCAAUCUGCAUAUUCCUCCUGCACGAUCCUUGCUCUGGGAGGUUUGGUGCAUCGUCCCUCAUGGACCGCGGUUGUGAAUCCAGAGGCCUUCUGGCAAACCUUCUUUACAACAGCUUACGCAUUCCUCGGGGCCAGACAAGCUCUGGAAGCCCUGGACUUGCACAGCUUGCAGCUGCUU
This is a messenger RNA of Symbiodinium necroappetens, 789 nucleotides long. NCBI's taxonomy places the organism in Eukaryota, Dinophyceae, Suessiales, Symbiodiniaceae. The record is from the annotation of a GenBank genome assembly.